Molecule: messenger RNA, 1319 nt
Organism: Stegodyphus dumicola
Lineage: Eukaryota; Metazoa; Arthropoda; Arachnida; Araneae; Eresidae
Source: RefSeq, a predicted model, not a curated record
GAAAUUGUCAUGCUUUCAGGAUGACUUUAAGAAUGCACCAGAGCCUCUUUAACCGUUGGCUUCGUUUUUUGAAUACUUGAGCGUGGAAUUUUUUGAAGAAGUAGCUGCCCAAACUAAUUUGUAUUCUGUUCAGCACAAAUAUAAGUCUGUAAACACGAACGCAAAUGAAAUAAUGCGACUUGUUGGUCUCCAUAUUUGGAUGGGCACAUUGAAAUUUCCUCAAGCAAAAUUAUAUUGGUCAAGAGACUUAUCGAUAGGAUGUUUCCUUGAAACAAUGGCAAGAAACAGACUAUUCACUCUGCGCCAAAAUCUGCAUUUUGCAGAUAAUUUAGCAUCCCAUGAAAAUAGUGAUAAACUUUAGAAAGUACAACCCUUUUUAAAUCCCAUCAAGGAAAAAUGCCUUAGUUUGCCUCGACCGCAAAACAUUUCUUUGGACGAGCAAAUGAUCCCUUUCAUGGGGCGCUGUGCCUUUCGUCAGUAUGUUCCGAAUAAGCCCAAUCCUGUGGGACUAAAUAAUUUUGUUCUGUCUGCAAAAAGAUGGCUUGGUGCUAGAUUUUGCAAUUUAUAAUGGGAAAGGUUUUGUCUCAGCAUGAGAUAUGCGUGUUUAUGGUUUGGGAGGAGGUAUUGUGAAAAAACUCGCUACCAGCAUUCCAAAAGAUUUUACUCAUAUCCUGCAUACUGACAGAUAUUUUACGACCGUCAAAUGCGCUUAAUAUUUGUUGAGAAACAAAAUUUACAUUGUUGGAACUGUCAUGAGCAACAGACUUGAUAAUGCCAAAAACAAAUUGAAAACUGACAAAGAACUGAGCAAAGGAGAGUGGGAUGAAAUGGCAAGGAAUGACGAGAUGUGCUUCAUUAAAUGGAAAGACAAUAAGACUGUUACGCUUUUAUCGACAUGUAUUGGAAGUGAACCAUUGUCAACGUGCAAAAGAUGGUCGAAAAAUAUAAAAAUGAAAAUUGAUGUUCCACAACCUGGUAUUGUAAAGGCUUACACACAUCGAUGGGAGGGACUGAUCUCUGUGACAGAUAUUUACAAAACAAUCUUACAAUUCCUAAUGGAAUAUCGCAUGCUAGUUGCAUCAGCAUUGUGCAGAUAUGAAGGGAAUUUAACAACUAAUAGAGGAAGGCUAAAGCUUCCUUCAAUAAAAGACGUGCGUCUGGAUGGUGUAAAUCACUUACCAAGAUUCAUGGAUGACAAAAAUGCAUCCAAAUGUAGAAUGCCAGGGUGCACAUCAAGAACAAGGGUAUUCUGUACCAAAUGUAAAAUGUAUUUAUGUGUAUUAAAAAAUAAUUGUUUUGAAACGUUUCAUACAAAAUAA